Messenger RNA from Didymodactylos carnosus, 652 nucleotides. The record is from the annotation of a GenBank genome assembly. NCBI's taxonomy places the organism in Eukaryota, Metazoa, Rotifera, Eurotatoria, Philodinida, Philodinidae.
AUCGACUGGGGUACCUCUCGUUAGCAUCUGUGAUUAACACUUGGGAUAGUUCCCUCGUCAGGAUCAUCUCCUAUAUACCAUUUUGUAGACAAAUAAUUAAAUGGUGAAUCUUUUGCAAAAAACAGCUGAAUUUUAUUCUAUGUAUUUUAUAUAGAUAACGUCAAUUUAUAGAGAGGAUCAAAACUUAGUAUCCACUCUUUAUGUACCAAUUAAUUUUAUUUUAUGAUUUUCUAUAUCAGCAUUUUUUUAACCAUUAUUGUAUAUGUUGUAUAUGACCAAAAUGUAUCUCUAUUUAGUUCAAAUAAUUUCAUCAUAAGUUAUCUCAUUUUUAAUUAUCUGUACAUUUUUUUGUUUCUUCUUGUUCCUAUAGAGCGAACAUAAUAUAGAAAAUUUAAGUGUACAAAUACUUGAUCAAUGGAAAACAUCAAAACAAUUUCAACAAAGUAGUCAAUUGCAAAACAAUAGUCGAGUAGGUGCUAAUAAUAGUAAUGGUGAUGAUAUAAUAAAUACGACAUUGAUUAAUGCAAUGAAUCAAAUAGAAACAACAACAAAAUCUCAAUAUCAACAAACAAAUAAUAAUUUGAAUACAGAUAAACACCGGCAUGCUUUAAUAGCAAAAUAUGGAGAAGUUUCUGAUGAAGAAUUUGAAUAA